AUGGCAUCUGAUGCAAGCAAACCGACUCCGGCUGGCAGGAAUCUGGGACGUUUCCCGCAUGAAAUCCCAACAAACAGUCUUAUUCCGCUUGAAAUAUGGAAGGCCUCACCAACUACUAUCGAUGACAACGAGAAAGCACGCAGGAAUAUCAAUUGCGAUGGUUUGGGUCUUACACUGUUGGGAGGAAUCAUGCGAGGAUUUCACUACGACAAAAACGCCUGCGCUGCAUCGAUUCUAGUGACCGUCUAUCUACCCAUGCUUUCUAAGCAAAACGUGCUCUUUUCUCGACAAGUGAUGUACACAAAAUCUUUGCCCUUGGAGGGCAACACAAGCUUCGCAUUUGUUCGUCUCACCCCUCCGCCUGACGAGCUCCAAUCUGAACUCGUUCCAAACUUGCCGCCGGGAUAUCACUGUCAUCCUGGUAUCGAUUUUUAG
Molecule: messenger RNA, 435 nt
Organism: Suillus bovinus
Lineage: Eukaryota; Fungi; Basidiomycota; Agaricomycetes; Boletales; Suillaceae
Exons: 4
Coding region: 1-435 (144 amino acids)
Source: RefSeq, a predicted model, not a curated record